Messenger RNA from Kwoniella botswanensis, 642 nucleotides. RefSeq lists its product as uncharacterized. NCBI's taxonomy places the organism in Eukaryota, Fungi, Basidiomycota, Tremellomycetes, Tremellales, Cryptococcaceae. The transcript is spliced from 2 exons. The record is from RefSeq and is a predicted model, not a curated record. Bases 1 to 642 code for a protein of 213 amino acids.
AUGUCUUCGGAAGAGACACCAUCAGCCACACUUCUUCCAGCUCCAACCUUCGCCAGGCAGGGAUAUAUUGCCGAGACGGCCGAUCUCUCGCUAGCCAUUUCCAUUGUGAGGGUCAACGUGAGAGCCCCUGAAUGGACCACAUUCGUCAUCGACUCCGUCAAUUCCAACUCGACCGAUAAUGCUGAGUACAUCGUCGAGGAUAUCUCCAAGCAGAUGACUAGCCGCACUGUAAAAGAGAUGAUAGCGAAAACCGAUGAUUCAGGUGCAAUCUCUUAUGAGCUAUCAUUCGCGAAACCCAGAAAAGGGUCUUCCCAGGGAUCUGUUAACACAUAUCGUAGAAUGUACUUUGACCAAUCUUUAUAUAAUCAGAUUGUUGAUCCGACAAACAGUGUCAAUAAGUCCAGGACAGCUAGCGGCAGAGUGACGGGGAUUCGUCAACCCAGAACCGAACCUGUAGACGAAGGUUUGACUGGGUCCAAGAGUGUCACCAAAGACGUGCGAUCCUCGAAUGCUGCCAAGACGCAAGUCGAAUCGAAUGCAGCUGACCUGAUCCCGUCUUCGCUCCGGGGUCCGAUCGACUGCCAGAACACAGAGUUGACUUAUGAAAACGUCAUUCCUAGGGAUUAUUACUAUCUCAAAUGA